AUGGUCAUAGCAAAUGAUUUUUUCUUCUCUGGACUCAGUAAACCUGCAGACACUGCAAACAAAGCAAACAAAGUUGGAUCAAAUGUCACUCUUGUAAAUGUCGAUAUAUUAGCAGGUCUCAACACUCUAGGCAUAUCUUUGGUUCGCCUUGACUUUGAAGCAUACGGCUUAAAUCCUCCUCACAUUCACCCUCGUGGCACUGAACUUUUGGUAGUCAUGGAGGGCACUCUCUUAGUUGGAUUUGUCACAUCCAACCCAAGCAAACUUUUUACUAAAGUUCUAGACAAGGGAGACGUCUUUGUAUUCCCAAUUGGACUCAUUCACUUCCAAUUCAACAUAGGGAAGACCAAUGCUGUUGCCUUUGCUGGUCUUAACAGCCAGAAUCCUAGGUUGAUCACUAUUGCAAAUGCGGUCUUUGGAUCUAAACCUCCCAUCAAUCCUGAUGUUCUCAUCAAGGCCUUCCAACUAGACAAGGGUGUAGUUGAAUAUCUUGAAAAAGAAUUCAUGUCAAACUAG
Quercus lobata is the source of this 516-nucleotide messenger RNA. RefSeq names its product germin-like protein subfamily 1 member 7. NCBI's taxonomy places the organism in Eukaryota, Viridiplantae, Streptophyta, Magnoliopsida, Fagales, Fagaceae. Gene Ontology annotation, molecular function: manganese ion binding. The record is from RefSeq and is a predicted model, not a curated record. The coding region runs from base 1 to 516 and encodes 171 amino acids. The transcript has a single exon.